Paramacrobiotus metropolitanus is the source of this 1798-nucleotide messenger RNA. Its product is annotated as caspase-3-like. Gene Ontology annotation, biological process: proteolysis. The transcript has 4 exons. Gene Ontology annotation, molecular function: cysteine-type endopeptidase activity. The record is from RefSeq and is a predicted model, not a curated record. Bases 191 to 1510 code for a protein of 439 amino acids. Lineage: Eukaryota; Metazoa; Tardigrada; Eutardigrada; Parachela; Macrobiotidae.
UUUUUAUUUUGCUUUCCAAACUUGACGAAAUAUUUUACAACUUUCUUAUCCAAGUGCACCUGUUUUAUUUCGUUCCAGUUUUAUUUAUUCUUGCAGGAUCCUUUCUGACACGAAGGGGUCGAUAGUUGCCAGUUGGAACUUUUGUGAUCUGGAACUUUUAUCGGAGUUUCAUGGUUUUUAUCUGAUCGCUAUGGAUGCAGCUACGAUGAUGGAUGCGACAGCCAGCAGCAACGGGAAUGGUGUACAAUCCCAGAACGGUACAGAUCUCCAUCCUCCUCCUGCAGAAAUUACUGCUGCAUUGCAUCUGCUGACCGUAGGCAACCAUCCCAGUAUGGACAUGCUGUCCACCCCCGCGCACCCUCCGGGGACCGCCCCCGCGGCCCCCACCACGGAACCUGACAUCGUACCGCGCCUCAGCUUCCAGGAUCCGGAGGACAACCUCCUCAAUCGCAGUUUCUCCUCGGAAGACGAGGAAAAAAAGCUGGAGGAAGAGGAGGAGCUGGCAGGAGAGAUGGGGGGUGGUGAGCGGAUUUUUCCCGACGGGCUGUUGUGGAGUAAGCCCAAGAAAAAGAAGGAGCUGCCCCUCAUUGUCCAUGGGGCGAAGAAUGGGAAUGGGACGAUGAAGAAUGGGAGUGGGUCUGCGGAAAAGAUUUUGAACCAGGUAUUCGGCCAGAGCGGCGUUGGCGACCGCAUGGACGCCUUCCCCAUCGUCCAUCCGCGCACCGGCGUCCCACUGGCGCCGGCACCCAAAGAUCUCCUGUCCUCCUACCGCUACUCCAUGGACAACAUGCGCCGCGGUAUGGCUAUCAUCAUUAACAACCAGCACUUCACCAUGGCCAACACUCCCUCCCGGAAGGGCAGUGACAAUGACGCCCGAAUGCUGGAGGCCACCCUCAAGCGGCUGGACUUUGAGGUGGCGGUCUUCACGGAUCUGAGUGUGCGGGUCAUGCAGGACUGCUUCCGCUACUACAGCAAUCAGGAUCAUACGAACUACGACUGCUUCUUCUGUGCCGUCUUCACGCAUGGAGAGGAGCAGGGGAUUAUCUACGGGACGGAUGGGAAGCUGAAUCUCAGCGAGCUGACCAUACAGUUCCGCGGGGAUAAGUGCACGACGUUGGCGGGAAAACCCAAGAUUUUUGUCGUUCAGGCGUGCCGUGGCGACCGGUUGGACGCCGGUGUGGACCUGAUUGAGGCGGAUGCUCCGUCCACCUUCCGUAUUCCGGCUGAAGCGGACUUUUUGUACGCCUUCUCCACGGUGCCGGGAUACUUCUCGUGGCGCAACACGGAACUGGGAUCGUGGUUCAUCCAGGCGCUCUGCCAUAUGCUGGACCAGCACGCCCUCGAUCCCGACAUGGACAUCCUCAAGCUCCUCACGCGUGUCAGCCAUCAGGUGGCAUUUGGGCAUGAAUCCAAUGUGCCCAGUGAUACCAAAUGGCACCGGAAGAAGCAGAUUCCCUCCAUCGUCUCCAUGCUGACGAAGGAUGUGGUGUUCACUCGCAAAACGAAGUAGCAAAUCUUAUAGUUAUCUCAUUUUCAUGUUGACAUCCGUUUGUUGUUAACGUUGACAAUCGUUUAUUCGUUGACAAACGGGGAUAGCUGUUUUUUCUUUACCAUUAAUGUUCUUACGUGUUUCCAGUUUUCGUCGCAUGCCGACGAUCCUAACCCGUCCGAAAUUUGCUCACAGUAUUUAUUGCAUUUGGCUAUGGUAAUUUUAGUGUUCGAGUCGCGGUGCGUUUUAACUGACCACUUUGUUCUAAAAGUGUUUUACACAAUGCCAUGAUAGUUGCGGUUUGUUAAU